Nerophis lumbriciformis (worm pipefish) is the source of this 3150-nucleotide messenger RNA. NCBI's taxonomy places the organism in Eukaryota, Metazoa, Chordata, Actinopteri, Syngnathiformes, Syngnathidae. The record is from RefSeq and is a predicted model, not a curated record.
AUGGACGGCGCUCCCAAAGGCUUCGCGGCGGGACGGGGCCUCCUGGCCGCCGCCGAGACCUUGAACUUCAACCUGAAAGAGCAGCGACCUGUCCGGCAGAUGGGGGGCGGGCUUUCGGAGGACCAGGAAAGCGGCUCUCGCGUCGGUUCCGGCAAUCUGGGCGGCACCAUGAAGCUUUUCGCCAGCUUGGGGCUGUCACCCUCCGAUCUGGACGCUCUGGCUCAGAUCCCCGAAGAGGACAUCAGCGUGGAGACGCUUCCGCAGAUCCUCAUGCAGCUGAAGAGCCACAAGGCGGGGCGAGGGCCGGCCGCGCCCGCUGACAAGUCCUACAGGGGCGGCGGCGGCUGGGACGACGGGGGAAGGAUGGGCGGCGGCUCCUCUUUCGGCCAGGGUUCUGGCCCGUCGGACUUUGGCUUGGCGUCCAUGCAGGACCGCGGGAUGGGCCCAAAUUUCUCCGCCAACGUGGGGAACCGCGAGAGGUCCUUGGCCGAACUUUCGCAGCGCGAUUCCUACGGCGGUAACAUGGGGGAUCCCCAGCCCGGCUUCUCGCAGCGCCGGAAGGGCCCCCCGUCGCAAGGAAAAGUCCAAGACUUCUUGGGAGCCCCGCCCCCCAGAUUCCCGCACGUGUGCUCUCUUUGUGACUUUGAUGUGCAUUCCGUCAUGGAGUGGACCCAACACACAAAUGGACUCCGCCAUGCCGAGAACAGACGAGUGCUGCUCAACAUGUACCCGGAGUGGGAUCCCAGCGGGGUUCCUAGCAGAAGCAGCAUCAUGGAGUCCACCAACAUGUCGGCGGGGCUGCUGGGACCCGCCCCCCCGGGGCUCGGCCCGUCCUCCAGGAUGCCGUCCAGUUGGGGACCUACGGGAUCAGGAAUGGGCCUUGGCAUGUCAGGACAGAACCGACAGGACCGCUCUGGACAAAACAUGAUGAGAAGCAGAGUGGUGGUGGUCAAAUACGACAGGAAGCCGCUCAGCAACAAGACGCUGUUCGCCUUCGCCGAACCUUUCGGUCGUCUGCAGGAACACCUGGUUCUCAAGAACAAGGCCUUCCUGGAGAUGCAGACGCGCGAAGCGGCCGUGGACAUGGUGAACUACUACCAGCAGAAUCCGGCUACGCUCUACGGGAAGACCAUCACCUUCUACCUGUCCCAGAGGCUAUUGUUCAUCCAGAAAGACGAUCGGGCCGACCGGCCCGAACGGGCGUCAGAUCGUCCCUCCUGGGACGGCAAAAACCGAGGUCACAGAAGCCAGGUGGUCUUCUUCUCCAACAUGCCCAGAGAGGAAUACAAGAAGAAGGAGCUGCUGACCAUCGCAGCGCGUUUCGGCGUGGUGGAGAAACAUCUCUUCUUGACUGAUCAGGCGUUCGUCCAAUUGGGAAGCUGCGAGGACGCCGAGAUGAUGGUCAAAUACUACACGGUCAACCCGCUCACGAUCAACGGACGGAACAUCCACCUCAACAUCUGCGCCAAGUACAAGACGCUCAACAUCAACCGCAGACAGAAGGACGUGGGCGGAGGGAGAGCUCGGAGGACCGGAGACAAAAGGAAAAGGUCCCGGUCUCGCUCCCGAUCUCAGUCCCAGUCCCGGUCACGGUCCCGCUCCAGGAGCCGAGACGAGGAGAACGCCGGCAAAUCGGGGUCAGAAGACGGCGAGGAAGUGGCCGGGGUGGUGGAAGGGGAGCAAGAGGAACAGGAAAAGGAGGAGCCUCAGGAUGAGAAGACUACAGACGGGGAAGAAAAACCGAGCCAGGAGGGAGAGGAGACCGAGGGACGGGAGGACGACGGCAGCAGCGUUCAAAAGAAGGCUCCCUCCGCUGAAAACGUGAAGGAUGAAGGGCCGGUGGAUGAGAUGGAGGCGGCGGACAGCGCGGAGGAGGAUGAGGACUUCCUGGAGAACAUGGAGGACUUUGUGACGCUGGACGAACUGCCCGAUGACGAGAAAGAAGCCGAAGAUCAAGGACAGUCCGACGGUAUCGACCCGUCCAGGAAGGGGGGAAUGCGCGUGGUGAACAUCCUGGGCUUCAGACGAGGAUACAAAUACCUGGACGAGCUGCUGGGGCUGGCGACGCCCUUCGGGAAGGUGGUCAAACAUCUGGUCCUGGACUGGAGGCCCGAGGCGUUCCUUCAGUUCGCCACCGAAGAGGAAGCCCGGGCCAUGGCCAAAUUCUACAACGGCAACGUGAUGGCCUCCGUGUGCGGGCGCCAGGUUAGGGUCACGCACUCGAUGACCUAUCCGACCAUUAAGUGCGGCGCCAACAGGGUGGUGUACGUGGGCCAGCUGCCCAACAAAUACGAAGAGCAGGAGGUCCUCAAACUGGCCGAGCCCUACGGCAAAGUCAAAAAGUACUUCCUGAACCGCAAUAGAAGAGAGUGCUUCUUGGAGAUGGAGAAGCCGGAGGCGGCAGAAGAAAUGGCCCAAGCCUACAAAACCAACGUACCCAAACUCCACGGUCGACGUCUUCUCAUCUACGUCAGCAGGAAGUACACGCAGCUCAAAUACGGACACAAAUGUCCAAGCGCUCCCAAGAAAGGCCCGACUAGCAGUUCUCCUCCCAAGUCCUCCAAGCCCGACGAGGAACCCCCUGCAAAGAAAAUUAAGGAGGAUGAGCAAAAAGAAGUAAAGGAGGAGUCGACGGAAGAACCCAAACUGCAAGAGGACGAAGAGCAGAAGCCUCAGGAGGAGGAAGAAGAAAAGAUGAAAGAGGAGAAAGAAGAGUCGAUCGAGAAACCUCAUGAGGAUGAGGAAGAGAAACAGAAGAAACCCGGAGAGGAAGAGGAGCCAACGGAACGUCCAAACGAGGAGGAUGAGGACAUGCCACUGAGCCCUCAGCAAAAGACGCUUCCGGAAACUCCAGAGAAGGAUCCCGCAGAUCCGGAAAGGGAGCAGAACGGUGGCCAGGACAGCGCCUCUGAAAGCAAAAGCGCCUCGGCAUCUUUGCCUCUGCCGCCGUUUCGACCUGACAGAGCUAUCGGUGUGGAACACGUCAAGAUGGGUUACUACUGUCGCGUAUGUCUCCUCUUUUACUCCAACGAGAACAUGGCCAAGAAAACGCACUGCAGCAGCAAGGCGCAUUACGACAAGCUCCAGAAACAUCUGGAGAAGGAACAAAGCAAAGCGGAAAAGAAGCGAGCCAAGAAGACGAGUGUUUGA